AUGAUGACCAAUAUUCAAUUAUUAUCAAUACCAACUUGUUUCAAUUGUUUACCAAAUGAGCUUAUUUUGAUUAUUUGGACAUACUUAGGUCAUGUUGAAGCAAUCAGAAUAUUUGGAACUAUGAAAUAUCAGCGAUAUACACGUCUAUUAGAAAAAUAUUGCUAUAAGAGUAUCAAUUUUCAUGAAUCAUCUUUAUCGGCUUUUCAACUUUUUUGUUCUCAUUUAUUCAAUAAAAUACGAUUGAAUGUAGAAACAUUAAAAACUGGUCAUCGAUUUUCUUAUUCACAAUUACGUAUUUUUACCCAAAUGCGUUCAGUAGCUUCUGUAUCACUUUUGGAAAUGUUUCCAAAACUGCAAACACUUGUCUUGUACAAUGUUCCGGAAAUGUGUAUUGAUGAUCUUGAAUCUUACCUGGUAGAUAUUCCGUUUCUACGGCAUGUGACACUUAAAAAGUGUUCAUUAAAAAAAGUAUCAUCUUUGAUUUGUUCAAAUCUUCUUGGUCAUGGAUCAAUCAGUCAACUGCAGAGAUGUACUCUUCAUAGUGAUCAUCGAAAGAAUGGAAUUAUUUUUCAUGAGCCAAUUUCAUCCUUUUAUCAAGUACAAAACUCUCUCAUUUAUCUUCGAAUUUAUAUGGAAGAUUUUAUAUCAUUGAAAAAUUUACUUCAAUUUCUUCCAAAACUCUUAACACUUGUAGCUGUUAAUCGAAUUUUGUUUUCAGAAUAUUGGCUAUCUAUGUUAGUUGGAUUGUAUUAUGAUAAAUUGAACUGUGUUUAUGUCAUUUUUUCAUUACCUUAUGGAUUUUUUGAUUAUUUUGUAACCACCACGGAUAUCAUCAAUACACAAUUCAAUCAGACUGGAUAUCAACUUAACGAUUUAGUACCAAUGCUAUUUGCAAAACCUCAUCAAGUAUCUGUAAAGAUUGGUCAAAAUGAAACAUUAAGAUCAUCAUUUAUGGCUUUGUUAAAACAAGGAACUUAUCGAGGUGAAGAACUUAUUAACACGACUAUGUCUUGGUUCAAUUGGAUGCCACAUCUACGAUUAUUGCGCAUCGAUUCACAAAUGUUAUUAAAGCUUGUACCAACAAUAAAUCUUACUGGUACAAUUGAUCAAUUUUCAUCUCUCGAAAAACUUAUUGUCGAUGAACUAAAUAACACUCCAGAUGACGACACUUUAAAUACCAUUGCUCGAUUAGGUGUAUCAUCAUCGUUGAAAACCAUUUAUGUUCACGAAUAUAUAAUGUUGAAUUUUCAAUCAAUCGAUGACAACAAUUUUCUUUUGACUAUUUGUCAAAUUUGUUGCAACAUGCAUAAAUUGGAAACGAUGACAAUUAAAUUUGCAAGUUCACAUUUAUUAUCCAAUAGUAUAAUGCUGGAAGAGCUUGCUGGUACUGAAAAGAAAAACUGUCAAUUCGAAUGUAUUUAUGUUUCAGACAGUUUUAUUCAAUUUUGGCUUGACAAAUGA
Messenger RNA from Rotaria sp. Silwood2, 1461 nucleotides. Lineage: Eukaryota; Metazoa; Rotifera; Eurotatoria; Philodinida; Philodinidae. The record is from the annotation of a GenBank genome assembly.